Messenger RNA from Corticium candelabrum, 2632 nucleotides. RefSeq lists its product as uncharacterized. The record is from RefSeq and is a predicted model, not a curated record. The coding region runs from base 47 to 2365 and encodes 772 amino acids. Lineage: Eukaryota; Metazoa; Porifera; Homoscleromorpha; Homosclerophorida; Plakinidae. The transcript has a single exon.
GUUCGACACGUGUGUCGACAUCCUCUGCUCAACAGAUUACGGUUUGAUGGAAUCUGACUGCCAUGUGAAGAGAUCGCGUCUUCCUUGUAGACUCGAGCGUUUACUCCCUGCAGGAUGUUGUUUGCCUCUACCGCUUGCCGAUGGGCUAAUUCUGGUGCUGGCUCGAAGGCACAAGUUGAGUGACCAUCUCCUUGACAUUUUCUUUAAUGAAGACUGCGAAGUACGAUCUCGCAUAUUGCCACUGUACGCUCGUCACGUGCCGUACAGUUCUCUAGGAAAUAUGCGGCGUUUCAGUCAAUUAACAACACUAGAUCUCUCAUUUAGUAAGUUCUACUCGUCUUGUAGACAGUAUGCAUACAACGAGCAAGCGACAGCUGGGAUGCUGUCGGAAUUAGCUGGUGUUUGUGCUAACGGAUUGAGAGUUCUGAAGUUGAGUAACGUAUCUGGUAAUGUUGGACUUGAUGCAUUGCCACGAUUCAAUCACCUCCAGCAUCUUGACGUGAGCUAUACGAGAAUAACACCACAAAUCGUUCAAGAGGCUUGUCUAUUUAACGUAGGAGAGCUGACACAUUUGGAUGUGUCUGGCACUGUUGGUCUGAGUCUUGUGCAUCUGAUGCCUUCACUUCAGCAUCUUGAGCAAUUAUCUUAUCUUGGUGUUCAGAAAGCAUUGCUGGCUUUGUAUGAGAAGACUGCUGAUACUUCCUCACUGUCUGAUGUUGUCAGCAUGUUAGUUGAUAGCUUUGGUAAGAUGAAAAGUUUGACUAGUAUUGACAUGGGGAGCGUGUUGUAUGGAACUUAUACUCACACUGGUAGUGUUACUUUGGAAGAGAUGACCCCAAAAGAUUUUCUAGCCGCAGUUCUUCCCAGCUUGCACAACCUGACCUCGUUAGAUCUUUCCUACACUGACCAUUUAUCACUUUCAGAUAUAGUGGCUGAACUGACAUCUUGUGGUCUACUCAAUAAGCUAUUAUUUCUUGGCUUUGCUGUUCAUAUAGACGAAUCACGUCAUCAUUGGGACUUAGCCAGAACUCUGUCUCAGUCGGAUCAUCUGAAGCUGGGAUUCAUUGAGCAUUAUAGCUAUAAUGUCAUAGAUGCUACUCCUCUUUUAAGAGAAAAAUAUAUAUACCAACAAGGGCCGGUUCUGGCACUUAUUCUUAGUCGAUUAAUUGGCAGAGACAUGCAACGGGGUGAGCCUGCUGUUCAUGCCCUUGAGUUUGUUCUCCAGUGUUUGUGUCUGUUGGGGUUACAGAAAGAUGGAAUUUGGCAAGUGGUGUGCUGUGGAGUUCUAAAUCGUUUACCACAGUUUGAUCCUCAGGGUACAGUUCCUACAUUAUGGCUUAUUCAAGUAUGGGAACAAAUUUUGGAGGAAGUUUGCUACUUGGCAGUCAAUUACUCUGAAAAGUUUUUGAGAUCAACUUUCUGUAAAUACUGUACUGAAUUGUCUGAUUUUCUCGUUGAACGACCACUGCUCUUUAGCAGAUUUUGCUGUUUUCUAGUCCAAUUAAUGAAUGGAGACAAUGAAGACGAAAAUGACAAUCUGCAAAACAAAGCAUGUCUUGGUUUGUCAUCCAUAGCUGAAGUAACGACGAAUGACCAGACCCUGUGGUUGGUAAACCAUGCACAUUUACUAGACAUAUGUGUCACUAUUUCUCAAAAGUUGUAUGGGCAAAUAUAUGAAGAAAAUGAUGAUGACAGUAGUGAGCAACUGUACAAUGUUGUCAAUCUUAUUUGGAAGUUGUGUGAUGGGUUGCCAGCUGUAUGUGAACAGCUUAUAUCACCUGAUGGGUUGAACUUCUUGCCCUUUUGUCUACAGCUUGCUUGGAAGCUCCAAGAAAGUGAAUUUGGCAACAGUAGUAUACCUGUUCUUGGCUUACUAUCAACAGUUGCUGAGGUGCCUUCACUUCGUUCACAAGUUUGUCAGCGUUCUGUGUUGCAACUUUUCGAAUACCUUCCAGGCAAAGAGUCUGAUGGUGAUGUGGUACAUCUGCUUACAGCAUACUUGGCAUGUUUGGCAUGUAUGGACAUAGCAACAGGCACUGCAGCAAUCAAUUUCCCUACCAAAGAUACUCUUUUACAGCAAAUCAACAGCACAAUGCAAAGUGAUGAAGUUCUACAUGACAGAUAUGGUAUCAAGUCUUUUAGUGCAUUGCUUGAAAUGACUCAGUGUAUUAACACACCUGCAGUAGUUUCCUUCUCUUUAUGGCGGAUUGCCAUGCUUCUUCAAGGCGACUGUGAUUAUUAUUUUCCACUUCUGAAAAGAGAUGGUGGCAUCGCUAUAUUGCAAUCUUUGGUUCUACCUGCACAUUGUGAAGUACAGUGUCAGCAGCAUAUAGAUUCUGUAUUACAGAUUUGCUCUCAUUGUUAGAUGAUCAUCAUACUGUAAAUACAGAUGAGAGUGCUGCGGUGUUAUAAGGGCAUGGUGUUAGAUCGAUCUUCCUUGGCAGAUCUUGCAAGUUUCAUUCUGCACACUUGGUUAAUAUAUAAUAGCAAAUUUACUGAGAACACUACUUCAACAGCAUGAUUGAUCUACUUCAACGGUAGUAUGCCACAUUGCAUUCUGCUUGCAAAGCAUUCAAUUGGAAAUUAAAAUCACAAGAUUGGAGCUAUGAUAUAGUCUUAAUUGGCAACCUAC